GAGUACACUCUGUUUGAUCAGAAAACAGAGCAAGUGCUCAGUGUGGUUUAGUGUUUAUUUAUUUACACGGGCUUAUAUAUCGCUGCUGAAAGAAGAAAAACAUCCCUAAAGUGAAUGCAGUUUGUAUUUGAGGGAUGUCCUGAAAUCGUUUUACCGUGUAUUUUUUUCCAGUCUGAUGGAGGACCCAAUCUUCCUGUAUUCACAUGAUUGCAGCUCUAAGAACGAGCCUGGCGGGCUGUUGAGGAGGGCGAUCCCAGUGUGAGAUGAAACAAAUUCUGAAAAAUGAUCCUUUGCGCGAUAUGUUUGGAAGAGUGACGGAAUAUUUAAACAAUUCAGCGCCGCAGUGAAAGACCACACGAUCUCCUCUUACCAAAUUGGUAAAUGUAGGCAGAUGGAGGUCUGUGAAAAAGGGUGGACACCGGUUUACAGGACAACAUCUUUACAGUAGUAUCACUUUAUAUAGCUUAUGUUGUAGCUGACCAACUCAUUGAAUGACUUCUACGUAUUGUCUUUUGUUCUUACCAUUUUGGUUUUCUGAGUCUCACGUUUUGUAGGCUAUAUCCUACAAAGUCUUACAUAGUGUAGACACACUGAUUUGGGAGACAGAAGUCGCAUUUUCUCACAUUGCCAAAGUUUCUCAGGUUUACAGCUGGGAUUGUUUUCUUCAACAUGGGUCCUUUUUUUGCAUUGAUAUCACUGAGCUGUUUGGGUAUGCUGUUGGGGUGCCAACUUCCCCAAGACUGGAGACCCCAGACCGAGUCCUGCAGGGCUGAGCUAGCGGAGAUCAUUGUUUUUGCUAAAGUGCUGGCUCUCCACAAGGAUUCUUACAGCGUUUACAACUACCUGCCCUGGCAGUAUGACACGGACCUGUUUUACUCGGCGGAGAUUGAGAUGCUGUGCGACCAGGCGUGGGGCAGCAUGUUGGAAGUGCCAGCCGGGUCCCGUUUCAAUGUCACUGGGCUUGGGUACUUUCCAUGCUACUCGUACAGCGUUGUGGAGAACAAUGCAUAUUACUUCUUCUUAAGGAUGGAUGAGAAUUACAACAUCAUCCCCCAUGGAGUUAACUUCCAGGAUCCCAUUUUCACAGAUACAGCAGAGAACCGACGCAUGUUUGCCAGCCUCUUCCAGUUCGCAAACUGCUCCAGUGGAACCCAGAUCGAAACCUACACCCCGGACUGGGAGUUCCAGGAGGACAGCAGGCUACUAUGCUCCACGGUGCAAAAGGCCCUGUUUGAGGAGGAGGAGCGAGUGAAGACGCUCUCACAGAAAGUGCGCUCGCUGGAGAAGGCUAACAACCACCUGAAGGACAAGGUGAAGAAGAUGAAGCGCUCCAUACAACAGGCCAAGAAGGAGAGCAAGCAAGAGGCCUUGCUGAUCAAGCAGCAGCGCGAGAAGGAGAAGGCCGUCAAGCAGGACACGAGCAAGGACCACCUCAAGAAGCCUCUCAAGAAAAUAAUCAGCAACAAACUGAAAAAAUAAACACAUUUAACAAAAAGGAGCAAGCCUCUCUGCUGGGAGGCAGGCAAAUACUGUCAUUCCCAAAUGAAUUCCCUAAGGAACAGACCCAUUUUUAGCAGGUAUAUGUAUUUCGUAUGCAUAUGAGAUAGUAGGCCCUAUUGUAAAUUAUAAAACUAUUUAACUUUAAUUGGAUUGAUGAUUUUUUGUUUUUAAAAAUGUAUUUAAAGAGGCCAGCAAAACUAUUACAUUAACACAAGUUGUGGGAAUACCAAAUAGAGCCAAGUAUGCCCCACACAGUAUAUCAGUAGAAUAUCAUAUAAUGAUGAUUAAGGUACUUCACUGGGAUUUUUACUGCAAAGAACUUGAAGUGAAAGUCACAUCUGAAUUUUCCACACUGCAUUAGAUAUUAGCAAAUUACACCUUUAUUGUUCGAGUUAUACACGUUAACAUUCCCUCUUAAUUAAAUGUAUUUAAACACAAACAAUGUCUUUAAGGAAGAUGGCCAUAGUGAAUUGAUAUGUGGCAUUUCUAAGGCAAUAGGAAGGUGAUCAACUUUAAACAAGCAACUAAACAGGACAGCCUAAAGGGGUCAUUUUUCAAUGGCUACUUUGGCAGUUGUACGCAGUAGAAUAUUUUUAAUUGUAAUGGCUUCCACUCUACAGCGAUAGAGUAGAAACUAAAGUGCUAUGUGUGUGUGAACUGUGAGUGCUGAGCACUUGUUAAACACAACCUCCAUUCAUAUCAGUGUUACAGCUAAAGAGAUUGUGUUUUCUGAUUGAUAGUCAAACUGCAGGCAGCUCAUAGAUUAUAACUAUAAUCUCCUGUCAUCUAAAAAUAAUAAUAUUUUGUAUUGCAAGCAUAGUAUCUAGCACAGGUGUUAGUUUAGAAUGUAAGUUAUCGUUAUUCUAAUUGUUGUACUCAAAUACAAAAUAAAAUACAUAUUCAUUUUCA
This is a messenger RNA of Acipenser ruthenus (sterlet), 2409 nucleotides long. Its product is annotated as coiled-coil domain-containing protein 3-like. The record is from RefSeq and is a predicted model, not a curated record. The coding region runs from base 670 to 1479 and encodes 269 amino acids. The transcript is spliced from 3 exons. Gene Ontology annotation, biological process: negative regulation of gene expression. Gene Ontology annotation, cellular component: extracellular region. Lineage: Eukaryota; Metazoa; Chordata; Actinopteri; Acipenseriformes; Acipenseridae.